GACAAAUAAGUGAGCAGUAUUUUUGUAUGAGUGCUUUGGACCUUCGGAAACGCCAUUUUGGUUUUGAUGGAAUAAUCAAGAAGUGACAAAAUCAUAUAUUUUCGGACUGCACAUCAAUAUCCUUGUUGCUUUGCUCCACUGUAGCAUGCAACAUCCACAUUUCUGUACAGGGUUAAGGCAUGGCUGACAGGCGAAAGCUUCAAGGUAGCAAGAAAUAAUGAUUGGCGUGCUCGAUUCCAUGUUUUCAUUGUUUCCACUUCUAAAGUUCUAAUUUUAUUUGGUAUACUUGGCCUAAUGUUUAAUCAUAGAGCUCCUCACUCCUCAAUUUUUCUACUGAAAAAGCAAGUUUAAAUUAAAAAAUGAAACAGCCAAAUCAUACAUUACAAUACAUUUUAUAUCAUAAAGUAGCAGUCCAAUUUUGGUACCUUCUAAAUUUAACAAUGAACACUACCUCUGCAGUCAGUCUCUUGCUCCUACCACAAAUCACAAUCCAACUGCAAAAUAAGAAUGUUGAAUGUCUUUUUUUACAAUCUCUACACUAUUUCUGUGAUGCUUUGUAGACCUUAAGACAAUUUAAAAUUAUAUCAUAGAGCCAACUUACUAGCCAUAGACCCAGACUCUUUGAGUAAACAGGACUUCUUACUUAUAGUAUCUAUACUAAAAGUACUAAAUAUAAGGGAGACUUAUUUUACAAAGUUAAAUGGCCGGCAAUGAAUUAAAAGUGAUUAAUUCUUAAAAUUGUCAACUUUGUCGUGACUUAGCCUAGUUUGUUUGACUUGGGCCUAAACAAUUUUGAAUUUAUCUGUAUGAUUAAGAUGACUAAGUGUAGGCCCAAGUCAUCUCAUAAGUCAUGAUAAGUUAUAAGGCAAAUGACAAUGAAUGAUAGGGUAAUGCUUGUAAAGCUAUGAGUGCGAGUAUGGGUUACGUCAGAUUUAUAAAAUAAAUCUAAAUUCCAGGAUUUGGUCGAGGCCUAUGCUUAAAAUUUACUGCUAAACAGCUCAGAAAUAAUUACAAUGACAUUCUUACUGUACUUUGUAAACUUUGUUUAUUUAGGUGCUAGUCCCUUUCCUCUCUGGGGCAUAUUUUAUGUUUUGAAAAUGCAGACUAAUAAAACCAUGAAUCAAAAUAAGAAAUUGCUGGUGUUUGUAGGGGGAAAACUUUCACAGGCAUAUUUAUAAUUAUGUACCCCAGGUCGCCCAGGAUGCAAAUAUUCAGUUAAGACUAAUUCUUCUUUUAAAGUUUUUCAAAAGUUUAUUUUCACUUUUGCUUAAAUAAUCAAGUAGGCCUAUCAGAACAUGAAACAUGUAACUUUUAAUUUAAGAAUAGAUUGCUUUAAAAAUACUUAACUGUCUUAACCAAUUAAAUUCAUUUUGCUGCUGUUUCUACUGUGUUAGGUUAGGGAUACCACCGUGGUAAACAUGAUAAUCAACAGAUUAUUAUUUACUAGUAUUAAUAUCAUAAUAAAGACUGUGUUUAUCUCAAAUUGUAGCCAUUAUAAUAGAAACUUUAACGAAUGAUGUUAAAUGAUAAUGGGGUUUCUGAUAAUUCGGUUUGGAAAACAAUUGAAUUAUCGGUUGUUGGUUUUCAAAAAACAAUUAGGCUUUUUACUUAUUUUUAUUUCACAAAAUGAUCAAAUGUUGUAAAAACAUGAAUUUUAAAAAAAAAUAAGUUGCCUUUUAAGAUUGAAAACACGGAAUUACUUACGCCAACACUCAUUUCCAACAUAAAAUUUUCGGUGUGCCAAUCUGUAAUGAAAGUCAGAAAGUACCUAACAUAUAUUUCUAUGAUUUUUAUAAUCUGAAUCAGAAUCCAUAGGAAACUAGAGUUAAACCUUGUAAAAUCAUGUAUUUAUAAACAUUACUUAAAGCAACAAAUUUUGCUGACAAUUAAUAAAGCAGAUUUCAGUGAUCUGUCACAGAAAUUCACCAUGGGCAUCGUGUGGAUUUUGUCCGACUAAGUGAGUAUAGCAGUACUUACUAUGAAUGCCUAUUAAACCGAUGACUGGAUUAAAAUCUGACUUCUAACAUGUUAAUUGGUUUUUCGCCGGGUCUACAAAACGUGAAAUAUUUAAUAAGAUGGAAAAAGAAACAAUAAUUUUGGCACUCCACCCUACUCCUAUAGGGAUUAUUCCUGUCGGUCAGUCACAAUUAAAUAUUUGAGAAGCACUGGGUUUAAUUCAUUUCAAGCUAUUGAAUUCACCACAGUGCAGAAUUUUUUUUCAAAAUGUAUAUUCUGCGUCUUUGUAAACACUACCCAGGUCAAAGAAAACAAAAACUUACGCCAUUUUUUUUUUUAAAGAUUAGCUUAUCUCUUCGUUGGUAAAAAAUAUUUAAGUUUUUUGUUUAAAAGCAUUUCCUAUUACAACUAACAUCUGGAGAGGAUUUUCUUAUACAGUGUAUCCAAAAGAUGAUUAGUCAAUAUGAAAAAAAGGCAAUUUUGUUUAAUGAGCAAAAUGGCAGAUCAUGGAUUAUCUGCUUAUUAAUCUGUGCAACCCUAAUUAUUACUUAACAUUUUAUAAUUCUUCUAGUAAUAAGAAAUUCAUUUAAACAUAUUUUUAACAUAAAAAUAUAAAAUGGUGGAUUCAAAAUAUAAAUCACUCCAUCCUGUUGUGAUCCUUAUUAAAAAUUUCAUCAUCCCCUCAUCUAUCUAUUGGAAAAAGUUAUGCAUGUUUAUUGUAAGAUUUUAUCCUUGAAAUAUUUUUUUUUUUAACAGGAGAGAUUGAUAGAUGUCUAAAGAAAGUAGACGAAGGUGUUGAAACUUUUGAGGAUAUUUGGAAGAAGGUUUGUGUAUACCUAAAUUUCUUUUAUAUUUUUAACAAGGACAACACUUAAAAAAAAUAUAACUUUUUUUUCAUAUUAAUCAUAAAUUCUGUCAUUUCUGUGGUGUUCUAAUUAAUAAGCCUUUUAUUAACCAUAAAUUUAUUUGUGUUUUUUAAAAUGUAGUCAUGCAUAUCAUAUUUAGUGCUCAUGUCUCCUUUUUUCUAUGAUAUAAUGAUCACUUAGCAUGAACUUAAAUUAGAUGAGUCACUUAUUAAAAUUCACUCACCUAUGUUCAAAUAAUAGUUUGCAUUAUUUCAUUUUGGUAAUGAUCAUUAUUUAUCUUAAAAUAAUUAUGUCUUUUGAGAGUAAGUGUGACCAUGCUCAUUACUUAAUUUGUUUUAAAAUUUCCACCAAUAUUUAAAAAUAAAUAUUUUUUUGAAAAAUAAAUUAUUAAUAGCUUUGAAAUAAAAGUUUAAUUAUAAAAUUUUAUUUAAACUAUUACGUUUGAUCUUUUUCAAGUUGUCUAUGGUACUUUAAAUUAUCAGUAUUUUUUGGGCAGUUUUGCUCUUUGACUUCAAUCUAAAAUAAGAUUCUCUUUCUAUAAAGUGUUUGUAAUUUUUAAGUUUAAAGUAAAUCAUUAAAACGUGUGUUGACAAGUGUUGAAUUUUGACACAAAAACUUCCUAUUUAACGUGUUUUAUCACUCACAUUUCAUUCAAACACUUUAUAAAUGCUUGUUUGUUUAAUAAAACUUUCCUUACAUUUAGCGACCCAUUUUGCAGGUUCAAACUGCUACAAAUAGUAAUCAAAAGGAAAAAUUUGAAACUGAUCUAAAGAAGGAGAUAAAAAAACUCCAAGUAAGUAUAAUUCUUAUAAUACACUCAAAUUUGAACUGACUACAUGUAGUAUUUAAGUUCUUCUGGCAGGUUUUUGUGUUUGUACUGUUUUCAGAUUGUCUAAGAUUUUGAACUUUUUCAAAAAUAAACAACUGAUAAUUUUAAUUGUAUUGAUUCAAAUUCUUUUAAAUAAGAUGUAUAUCAAACAUCUGAAACACAAGUUAUUUAGGACUGUAGAAAAGUAAAUGUUGUUACUUUAAUAUUAAUUUUUCAUUUUAUUCUAAAUUUCAAGCGACUCAGAGAUCAGAUUAAAUCAUGGAUUGCCAACAGCGACAUAAAAGACAAAUCCUCGCUCAUGGAUCACCGCAAAUUAAUAGAAACGGUAGGCUUUUUUUUAGCUUUCCUUUAAUAUUUUUAAAUAGUAAUGGUAUAAUUAUAUAUUCUUUCUGUUAAGACAUUUUAAUUAUCAAUUUAAAAAUUUAUGUCUUCGUUGCUAAAAAGUUCUGAAAUAUUUAACGAAGUCUAUUUACAUAAUUACUUUCAAUUCAGCAAAUGGAGCGGUUCAAGGUAGUGGAACGUGAAACAAAAACAAAAGCAUACUCCAAAGAUGGACUAGGCGCAGCUGCAAAGCUGGACCCACUCGCUAAAGAGAAAGCAGAAGCCACCCUUUGGUUAUCGGUAUGGCUUUCAAUUAGAUCUUUAAAAUAGAAGAAUUUUUAAAAUAGUAGGCCUAAUAUUUAUCUGGUAUAGUAUCGAAUUAGAUUGCAUUGAAUGAUCUUACCAUUAACUCAGAAUUCUGAAUUUCUCUUUAUUUCAACACUGACUAUUGACAAUGAAUUAAUAUCAUCAUAAUUAAAUAAAAAUAAUUUGCUACUUGUGAAAUAAUUUUGUUGUAAUCUAGUGAUUUAAUAUUAAAGAAUUUCAUAGCCCUCAAAAAAUGUAAUUACUGUUAAAAAGGGAACAUUUAUGUGAUAAUUUCAAUGAGACACUUUCAAUAAAAUAAUUCUUUCUAUAUAGGUUGCAUUUUAUUAUAUAACUUUAAGUUCUAAUCAAAAGCAAACAAUUUUUCAAUACCACCAAAAAAAAAUAAAAAGCAUUUUAAACUGAAAUAUAUUUAUAAGCCACAUAAAAAAAUUGAAAAUAUGGUGUUGUUGACACCCAUUUUCCUAUAAAACUUUUUCAAUCUUCACCAAUCUGUUAAACAAGUUCUUCUACAUUUCUAUAAAGGCCAAUUUCUGAAACUGAUCAUUGGUUUAGCGAAAAAAACAACCUAUGUUAACGUCCCAACUAAAUAUUAUUUUUACAAUGAAUUAGUAUAUUAUAUUAACCCUGCCUUAACUCUUGGUAACUCUGUAGGUGUUUUACAUUUAUUAAAGGAUCUUUAUGACAAAAGUAUGAAUUAUUUGUUUAAUUUCAGAAUGCAAUUGAGAACCUAAAUGUGCAGCUUGAUCAAUUUGAGAGCGAACUAGAAUCUAAAGGUUCUUCUAGUAAGAAAAAAGGCAAGGCAGGUGAAGUAAGUAUACAUCAUAUCUUUUUUGUGAUCUGAAGGAGAAUAAGAAUAUUCAUUACAGGUAUACCAUGUAGUGAAUAAAUAACUGAAAGAAUUUAGAAUACUUCUUGCUUAUUUGUGGGAGCAAAUAAAUGUUGUAAUAUAUUUUUUGAAAAUUUAAUGGCCGAGAGAAAAUGUUUUUGCUGUUAAUAAUAUGAUCAUGGAGUGGCAGUCCUUGUUACACUUUCUGCAAGUGGCCUUUCUGCUGGAUUCUAUGUCCAGCUUUUUUGCAUUUUGUCCCAUCCUGGCUUGUUUAACUCCCUCCCUCUUUGACAGCAAGGCGCCAGCCCGAGUUGUCUUUUUGAUAUACUCUGUCAUUAUACCAGCAAAACUUAUCAAAAGAACAAAAAUACUGUCACGACUAGAUUAUAAUUCAUCAAAGAAGUGUUUUAUUAAAUUGGAUCAGCUACAGUGACCACAUAUUUUCAUUGUUGCAAGCGCUCCCACAAAAAAUAUAAAAUAGAAGGAAUAAAGCUUCGAUAAUUUUCACUGUUGUAUUUGUGAAACAAUUUUUUCAAUGAUGCUAUUCACUUCGUACAUUUUUUAAAUUUUAUUUCCGUUAAAAGGCCAGUUGAUAUAUGUUAAGUAAGAGCUCCACAACAUUUUUCCUCUUAUGGCACCCCUAGGCCCUGCCCAGAAAGUAAAAACAUUAAAAAAAUAUUGGAAACUUUUGGUAUGAACAUGUUUUGCGGAUCAUAGAUGUUUAUUAUUUGAUCUAAUAUCAGAUGAAGCUACUUGAAGUUCACUCAUUCUACCAAGAUCUUUUUUUAAAUUUCAGUGACGUUAAAGUUCAAUGUACCUUAAUUCCAACAAAUUCCUUUGAAUGGGGGGUGUGUGUUAAAUAUUUUUUUUAGACUAUUGAUUCUUAAUGAAAGCAGCAUUAGUAGUGUGUCAUUUUACAUAUGAUUAAAUCAUCAUUUAUGAAUUAUUCUUGAAUUAAAAGUAGCUGAAAAUUAUGUUCACCUUUGUUAGUGAAAAUGUUUAUUUUAAAUAACGGUAGUGAAAAGGGCAUUUUUGAGCGGAAAUUUAGUUCACCAAAUUGGUAUGUGCAUCUUUAUCAUUCGGAUCCAGUGGCUCUUUGGGCAUUUACACAUUCUGUGAUAUUUGACUGAAUAAUUGUAACAGUUUGGUAAUAAGCUAAUCAUUGUAUUAAAAAGAGUAGCUCAUAAUAAACUCUGUGGUUUGCUUCCUCUUGGAACCCUGAUGCUGCGGCACACCUGGCAGCAUCUUGCAGCACACCAGUGUGUCGCAGCACACCGGUUGCAGAGCUCUGUGAUAGAGGUAUCAAACGGAUUAAAAUUACAGUGGUAUUAAUAUUGUAAUGAAAUUAAUUGCUAAUAGUUGAAUUCCUAGCUUGAAUUUAAAUACUCUUUCAUAGCUGAAGUAACUUUUUGCCCUGCUUAUAAAUAAAUCCUUUGUUCUGAAAAAUAACUAUUUUAAAUUCACUUUUUUAAACAGUUUUGAUCCAAUCCUUAUUUUUAGUUAUACUCAAAUAUUAUACUAAUUUUGCCAUUGUUGACAUAAUGUGUAAUUUAAAUUGUUUGCAUCAUAUUAUUUCUAGGAUCCAAGAAUAGACCAAUUAAAACAGCAACAAGAAAGGCAUAAAUUUCACAUAGAAACAUUAGAGAAAAUAAUGAGACAAGUCGACAAUGACAAAUUACCUGUUGAUAAGGUAAACAAAAUUUUGUUGUAAUUUAGAGUUCAUGAAAUUAAACUAAAGUCAUGAAAUAAAACAAAAAUUACUGUUAUAAAACAAGAUAGAGAAAAAAAAUAUUUACAAAGAAAUUGUUUAGAAAAAAGUAAGUGCCCUGCGUAGUAAACAUACUUUAUAUUUGUUUUUUAAUUUCAGAUCAAAGAACUCCGAGAAGAUAUAGAGUAUUAUGUAGAGUCUAAUCUAGAGUCUGAUUUUAAUGAAAAUUUAUACCUUUAUGAUGAAUUAGAUCUGGAAGAAAUUGGUAGUAAGUACUUUUUUUUUCAGCAGUAAGUACAAUGAGAUUCUUAACAAUGUUGUAGAGAGGGUUUUAAUCAGAUACUUGCUUCAAGUGGUUUCACUUAAUCUAUAAAAGUUUAUAAUGACGCAUAAUGAAAAAUCUUAAAUUAUUUGAUUAUCUAAAGUUGUUGUUUGUCCGUCGAAAUCGUCUAGGACCAUAGAGUCAUCCGGUUAGGGGGAGGGUGUGUUACGGUGAGCUCGUAGGUGGCUUGCUAGACCGAUCCGUGCUCGGAAUAAUCUAUUGCACCGCGAGCAGGGGAUAGUUGCUGCAGACGGUGAGCUAAUGUUGCUUUUGUUUUAAAUUUAAAGUAAGGGAUAGUCCAAACUCAUAUUUUGUAUAGAAGUGAAUUUAGAAAAUUCAGGUGCCUUUGCAACAAACCACCCUGUUUUUUUCCAACCAUUUUUCCCAAUUCAUAACUUGAUCAUCACAUUUUAUAAUACUUUACAUUCUGGUGACUCAAAGCAAGGACUUGCAUAGAAGGCAUGUGUGUCCCAAUUUAAUGCAGUCAGUAUGUUGUAAUUCGUUAAUUAUUGAGCUGCUUCAGAUCUGGCUAUUGUUUCAUCUAACUAUUCAAUAGUUCAAUUGGCGAUUAAUAAUAUCUCAAACGAACUGGUUCAAUCAGCAAAGGUUUUGCUAUGGUGUCUACUUGCUUUAUAUCUAAUAUAUUAAACAUAAUUUGAUUGUUUCUCAAUUCAAAAUAAAUGUAAGUUUGAAAAAAAAUUAUUGGGCAUUGGUGAUAGAGACAGUUCCACCUUAUUAUAUUGUGUAAAUUACAAUGCUGUUGUUAAAAUAUUUUGAUCACAGGGCUUGUCAUUUCUUUAGGUUGUUUUUUAGUCACCUGAUCUGUAUUUAGAGUUGUUUUGUUGCAGAUAUUUUAAUCUGGUAAAAUGUUAAAAAGGGCAGUAAGCAUAAAAACUGGCAAAGCUUUCCAUUUUAACAGAGAAUUCUUAUAGACUCUUCAUGCUAGAUUAUUUAUCAGGUUCACUGUAAUGAUACAUAUUUGUUCCUACCAAGCAGCAGAUGCACCAGCAAUAGCAUCAUCACCAAUAGAAGGUGAUGAAUUCAUGGACAAAGUAGUGAGUACACCGUCAUCAACAAACUCAAGUUCUCCUUCACCUAGUCCCAGUGUAAAUGCCAAUCAUUCCAAUGUAGGUGACAGCUAUAGAAAUAUUCAUUAUUUAUAUUUGGUAAGAAAAGAUUGAAAGAUUGUAUUGAUAGAUGAUUUGUACCCCAUCUGGCAGAAUUAUAGAUAAAACUUGCAUAUUUAGGCCUGUCCCAAAGUGUUGAAGGUGUACAUGUUUUUUUUAAUAUUUUGUUUGUUUGCUUUACAUUUAUGAAACACGAGACAUGAAUAAUUUUUAUUUAAAUUUAUUGUUUGAAAAUACUUUACAGGAAAAGCAUGAUGAUAUGGAUAGAAAACGACAUAAAUCUCAAUCGGAAGAGGUAAAUAAAUCUUUAAAUCUUUGUUCUAUAAAUUUAAAAAAAAAUAGGAAGUUUUUUGUUUAAAAUUUAUAAUUACUAAAAAUCAAAAGUGUUUUUAUUUAAUUUAAAAUGUGCUUUAUAAAUGUUUAUUUGUAUAAUAUAUAUUUAUUUUUAAGACUUUAUUUAUUGUCAGCAGAAAAGUGCUUCUCCGGCACCGUCAGGAAUUUCUAAACCUCAGUCUUUGGUAAAACAACAUUCACAAAAGUAAGAUGAUUUAUCAUCUCCUCUACCAUACCUUAUUUGCUAUUAAUUAGAAUGGCUUAUACAUAAGAAAAGUUUACCUCCCACAAGACUAGAUCUUAUUUUAUUGUGGAGCGCCAGUAUUACACAAGAAACCCAAAUGACCCAAACAAGGAUUUUUAACGCAAAAGUUCCUAAAUUUGAGUUUUUGACAUACUUAAGCACAGGAUUCUAUGACCUCCAUCUUGUUGGCAACUAAAGGUUGUUUUUUUCUUUUUAAAUUAAAUAUAUGAGUGAUUUUAAAAAGUAAUUGGCGUCAUCACACCAUGAGAAUCAGUUUUGAUGAGACAUGGAUUCAUUAUUGUUUCACAUAAAAUACACAAUCAAAUGUCAACAUUGAUGAAAAUCUAUUUUAACAACUGCAUGUAGCAGGAAACCAACCACAACUAGCAACACCUUCUUUUCCUGGAGCAGAUAUAAUUAAUUUUAAGCAUAUUUUAAAAGCAAAACCAUUUAGCAAAUACGAUCCAUUUAAAAAUAUCUACUUGGUAUUAGAAAAUGAUGUUAAGAGAAAUAUGUAUUUUUUAAAGGAAAUAUACUUUUUUUUCCCCCUUAAGUACUUUUAAUUUUAUUUUAAAUAAGAACUUAAUAAUUUUCAGCAAUACCAGUGCACAAAAUUCAGAUAGCAACUCUGUGAAUAGCAACCAUCAUCCAUCGACAACUCCGUCGCCUUUGACAGCCUAUGCUGUUGCUGCAGGAGGGCAGCAGAACAGCACACCAGGUAUUAAUUUAUUACUAAAUAAAGUCUUAUUUGUGUCUUUACAUUGUGGUCCAUAUUCCGUAGUUUCCUUAAUAUCCGAUUUUUAGAAAGUGAGGCAAGGUUGGUGAUAUAAUUUUAUCAAAAAUGAAAUAGGAAAAAUACCUGAUAUUGAAUGAGCUCACUAGGCUUGUUCUUGAUAUAUAUUAUUUACUAUUAUUUUUUUUUUAGAAAAUUUUAUUCUUUGCUAUUUUGUUCACUGCUUAUUUAUCUUUUAAUUUUAUCUUUUGACUUAAAACUGUGAUUGUUUUUCAAGCUUUAUACAACGCAAGCAAUAUAUUUUAUAGAUUUUUUUUAAACCCACUGAUGUAUAGGCUGUAACAAUUUUUUUUUUUUUAAAUUAUAAUAGUGGUGUGAAUUUUUAUGUGCUCUAAAAACACAGUGGUUAUAAUUUAAAAGUAAAAAAAAAUUAAAGUAAAAAUUGACCAAUGCUGUGUUAUAUCAUCCUAAUUUUUCUAAGCUUUAAAACAUUAACAACAAAUUUGAGUGUGUCGUUUAAAACUCAGAUUAUUUUAUUACAGUUAAGAUUACUGCAGGUUAUUUAAAAAAAAUUAUAUUUGUAAGCUAGUCAAGCAUAUUCAAAACAUUUAUUUUGGGUUAAUUGCCUUAGUGAGCUUAGAUUUUUUUUUUUUGUUGUCUUCUGAUUCUUUUUUUCUACAUACUAAAAAAGUACUGUAAUAAAUGCAUUAGUCACCAGAAUUACUAAACUGUUGUGUUUUUUUAAGUUUAAAUAAGAGGGUUAGGUCUCUUGUUUGUGGAUGUAGUGAAAUGGCUGUAUUGAUUAGAAGAAGGGCUUUCUAUUCUUUUAUUUGACAUGUAAGGGUUGUGGUGUGAUUAUUAACAUUUUGUAUGGUUAAUAUGAAUCAUAUUUUUCUUUGCAAGCUUGUGUUUUUGUAUCUCUGAUGUUUUACAAAAUGAGACUGGAAAAAAAAAUUAAAUACCCAUUAAAUUCUUCCCGUAAGCUUAAUUUUUUUCAGUAUCUGACUAUAAUUUAAUGAUUGAAUCUCAUUUUGUGAUCAUCAUUUAUUUUAACAUAUAAUUUACUGCUUGUUAAAGUUUUUUUUUAAUUAGCUCUAUAUUUUAUUGGGUAACUUAGUUGUUAUAUGUUUUCAUAGGUCCUCGAUUUUCUCACCCAAACCCACCCUCUGUGUGGCAGCGUAGUUUAACUGCCCAAACUAGCUUUCCUAUUGGUAAGACAUAACUAUAUCUCCACAUGACUUGUUAUGGCACUGCCUUGCUGAGGCUAGGGUUGAUAAAUUAACCGGGAGUGUUCUGCCAUCGUGCAUUUUAUUGUGCAAAUUAAUCUUUUAAAAGUAAGCCUAUUUAUAGAAUUUUGUAACUGAUUUAAUUACACUGACAAAAUGAUUUUCAAAGUCUAUUAUGCCUCCUAAAAAUAGAAAACUUUCCCCAUGUUAUUAAAAUUUUAGUACAUCUUGACUUCCAAGGGGUCUAAAAAUAAAAGCCAACAAAUUAGGUAAUCUUAUGACAAGUCACUGGAAGACAAAGUGAUAUGUUCACACUUUGGUCUUAGUCAACCCUAGUCUUUUGUUGGCAAUUUUUCUUUCAGUUUCAGUUAAUGAAAUUGUACAUGCUUUGAUUAAUGUGCUUGAAUCGAUGUUUAUGCAAGUGAAAAAAUCAAUUGUCAGUUUUAUUUACAGUAUAUAUAAGCACAUGAAAUUUAGACAAACAGGUUAGUUAGGUAAAGAUAAAAGUAUACUAAUGAAGAAAGUAUAUCCUUAAAAUUUAAAAAUUCUUUUAAAAGUAGACACUUACUUUUCUGAGGCUAAACGUUAUUACUUGUUUUAUGGUGUGGUAAAAUAUUUUCAUUUGCACGAUAACACAAGUGAAAGAGGAUAUUAUUAAAAAUUGAAAUAUAAUGACUAGGGGUGUGCCGGAAUCCGGUUCCGCCGGAUUUUGCACUAUCCGGUGAAAUCCGGUUCCGCCGGAUUUACAUGUAUCCGGAACAACCGGAAUCCGGAAUAUACCGGAUUUCGGAAUUUGCCAGAUUUUGUGACUCACCGGAUCAUAAUCUGAAAUAAAAGUAAUUCUCUUUCCCGAAUUCCACACGAUCACGAUACAUUAAUCGAUUGUUUCGAGCGUUGAGCUUGUUUAAUGUUUAAUAUUCCGAACAUACCAGAGGCUAGAGUCAGCACCGCUAAUAGUGGCCAAUAGUUCCGGAAUCCGGGAGAAACCGGAAUCCGGAUCCGGCGGAUUUCACAUAAGAAAAUCCGGAUCCGGUUGGAAAAAACGGAUCCGGCACACCCCUAAUUAUGACGAUAUAAUCCCAUUGGGUACGGAACAGUUUAGGCAGUAGAGAGGACGAGUUUCUAAACAUUAUUUUCAUAUCCCUGGAUACAAAUUAUCUUAAUGAAGGUACAAUAUCUUAGUGCUUUCUGAGCUGCAAAAAUGAAGUUUUAAGUUUUUCAUCUAUAAUAUAUGGAGCAUUUAUGAAUUGCCAUCUAUAAUUUAUGGAGCAAUUAUGAAUGAACAAUAAGUGAAUUGUUUUUAAACUAGAAAAGAAUCGAAAUUAGUUCUCAAUGUGCAGUAUUUUUAAAACAAGUUUUUGUAAUCUAGGAUAUCAGGAAAUAACUUUCAAAUUUAUAUUUGAUUGUUACUAUAUUAAAUAAAAUCAAAUUAAAAGAUAUUUAAUUUUAAGUAAAAUAAACAUUUUUAAGCAUUAAAAUAUUUCUUGUAAAGUGUCACUUGAGAUCAAUAAUAUUGGGAUCACAAUUUGCUCUUUUUUUCCCCCGUUUCUUUCUAAUUUUUUCUUCUAGUUUUAAUUUUCUACUCUUAUUUCAUCCUGAAUAAAUUGGUCCAGUUUGACAUUAAAGUCUAUCCAAAAAGAAACAAAAGUUGUUUUUUCUUCACUCAGCUGAAAAAGAGGAAAAUUACUAGUAAAUUACUUAUCAAUUGCGGAACAGAAAUGCUUUAGGAUGAAAUCAUUAUAUUUCGUGCCUACAUAUGUCGAUAAUUUAAAACAAUACCUGUUCAAAAAGCUCCUUACCUGAAUGCCCCUAUUUUCCCUAUCAAUGUUCAUAUGUUUAAAUUACCCCUCUACUUUUAUUGUGUCUAAUAUAUCAUCAAAAUUUAUUCUGCAAUUACUAGAGUUAGGAGAAUUAUGUGUAAUUUUGUUAGGAGAAUUAUGUGUAAUUUUGUUCCCUAGCAGCUUUUGUUACAUUUUUUUAAACUGUUCAGUAUGCUAGAUAUUGAUUGGAAUGUUCAUUUUUAAGAAAAAUGUCUUUUAUAUUGGAUAUUAGGAAGCUUAAUAUCUUUUUUUUCCCCUGGUCUUAUUUGCAUCUUGACAUUUGUAUUUUUUAUUUUAAAUAUAAACUAUUUCAAAAUUGAGUGUAAUGAAAAGUGGGAAUUGUACUGUUGAUUAUGUUUGUAUUGUCUUUUCUUUAUUUGAAACAUUUUAAAGAAUUCUUAAUUUUUUAUAUUUUCCUGUUUUGUUGAAAAAAGCAAGUAGAAAUAGAGGCUCAUAGGAAGAAUGCUAUUAAAUAAUUUUGAAAAAAAAAUCACCCCAUUACAUUUACAGUUUAAAAAAAUAUUUGCAAAAGAUGUAAAUAUAUUUUGCUUUGUAUUUUUGUUAGGUUGGAAUAAGUUUUUAACCCUUACAGUACCUGGCGCAUCUUUUUGCAGUGACCUACUUUUUCCCCUGUGGCCCAAGCACGUCUUUUUUCACCAGCCGAUUUUUUUUUACCUGUAGCCCAAUCGUGUCUAUUUGCCACAUAGAGGAGUAUCUAAUAUACACACAAAAACGAGGAUAUAAAAUUUCACCAUAGUCUCGGGCAGAAUGUUUAUUUGUUAGGGGAAUAGCCAAAUUUUAUUUUGCACUUUAAAUUAUGAAAAUUAACCCAUUACUGAGGUUUUUUAUGCUGAUAUGUAUUUGUUGUUUCCAUGGCGCUACGUACCGCUAUAAUUGGUGAUGACUUACGCCCACUUGAUGAAACAUUUUGUUCUGAAACUUAUUAUUGAGCGUUAAUUGGGAUUAGAUGAUUCUGAUGAGGGCAGGGAGAGGAAAUUGAUUAAUAAAAUAGGCCUACUAUAGCUCAAAAUGUACGCCUAUGGGAGCUUGUAGGUUUGACAGGUUUUAGACUAGUGUCAACGUAAAUAUUGAUUUAGUAAGAUCAACUGGACUCUGUGCUAGCGACAUAAUCCCCUUGUGUGACAUUGCCAAUGAAAAGUUUGAACAAAACACAUUAGUAUUUUUAACAUCCUUAUCCAUUUCUGAACAGAUAAUUCUCUACAUGUUAUUAUCAAUUGUUUAAAACAAAAAAGUUCGAAAAUAAUUUGCAAACCUAUCAAACUUUGGCUCAUUCCAAAAUAAUUCUGGGCCACAGGGAAUAAUUUGCAAAAUAAUAGCCGGUACUGAGGCUAAACAUAGCAAAAAAGUAGGUCGAUACCAGGAGGGGGGGGGGUUAAAUUUCCAUUAGACAGUUAGAUGCAUUCUUAGUUAGAUGAAUAUUGACAGGUUCAUGUUAGAAUGAUAAUGCUAUCUUCGGAACACUAAUUUAAUCAAUGUAACCAAAAUAAUUCUGGGCCACAGGGAAUAAUUUGCAAAAUAAUAGCCGGUACUGAGGCUAAACAUAGCAAAAAAGUAGGUCGAUACCAGGAGGGGGGGGGGGGUUAAAUUUCCAUUAGACAGUUAGAUGCAUUCUUAGUUAGAUGAAUAUUGACAGGUUCAUGUUAGAAUGAUAAUGCUAUCUUCGGAACACUAAUUUAAUCAAUGUAAGCAUUUGCAGUGUCUCAGUAUGAAGAUAUUCCAGGGUUUUUUUUAUGCUGGUAAAUCUAUUUUAAAGAGCUAAUUCAAUGAUAAAAUUAUUUUGUGGGUCCUAUAAUUUAUAGUAAUACUCAGUUUUUUGUGUCUCAAGUUAAAAUGUGACUUUUAACCCCAAUAAUUAAGUAUUUUUUUUAAAAUUAACUUAAUCUCUCCUUUUUAGCUAAUUGUUGUUUUUACCCCUCAAAUUUCUGCUCCCAUGGAUACAGAAUUUAUAUUUAUAUGACCUUGCUUCACAAAUAAAAAAAAUGAAAUUUUAGAAAGAAAAAAAACUUAGAUGACAUAUUUCUUUGAAUUUUUAAACUAGCAGUGCUGUUCUCGUCUAAUAUUUUGUAAGAAUGGUAUAUACCUUUUUAAUACAUUUACAUAACACUGAAUUCAGUUGAAAUUAUUUAUUGUUGGAUUAAACACUUAAUUGUCAUCCAGUUUUGUGUAAAUAUUUUUACAAUUUAUGGAAAUUCUCAUUGUUUUAUAUGUUUUGCUACAGAUUCAUCAAAACCUCAUGUGAAUUCAAUAGACCAUACUGCAGCUGGAAGCUUAACAAGUAGUGGUAGUUUGUCCAGUUCUACAAACACAAACUCUGUCUCUUUGACUUCAUCUGGAAAUCCCUCUGUGCCAUCGGCUCCAUCACCUUUAACUGUAACAAUUGCUGCUGCUCCACCACUCAGUACUGUGAACCCUUCGACUUCGUCAGGUAUCAACAAUUCCUCUCAGGUCCAUAACAGUCAGACAGACAGCACACCUGUCAUGAAUGGGCCUAUAAGUACAAAUGGCCCAACAUUUCAAAAAGUUAAGGUAAAUGAUAAUUCUGUUCAUUUUACAGUGUUUUUUGUUUUUGCAAUGCACAUUUAAUAUAUUUAUUGCAUUUUGAUUAAGACUUUUUUCACAGUUGAAAAAAGAAUUUGUUUGAUUGGUUGUUGAUGUUUUCAACACCUUGAGGCGAAAUUUCUUUGAGUUUUAUUUGGUGCACAACUUAGUCUGGUUACACACUUUAAUUGUUUAAAGUGAGGCUGAUCCUGUAUAACAUUCCCAAAUACAAGUAUUUAAAAUUCAAGUGAAAUGCACGUGAGCUAUGCCUUGCAUAUUCUUAAAGGUAAUGACUGUUAACCCAGUCAUUAUUUAGAUUCAUUAGCAAAUGUGUUGAUGGUUUUCAGGCUGGUAUAGCUGAGCUUGGGGGAUUUGAUUUUUAUUAUUUAAGAGACCUAUUUACAAUGCUCAUGUGAGGAACAAAAUCUAAAAUCUAUUGUUUUUUGUCUCCCUAAAUUUUUGUGGAUGCAGUAUUUAUUGUGGAUUUUCUUCUUCUGACAACUGGAAUAAGUCUGUAUCUUUCAACCCUUGGAAUUCUGGGGUUUUUCCCAUUGGAAUUUGUAUCACCCAGCAUAAAGUAGACAAAAUGUAAGAAAUGGAAGUACACAUGAGGGCAGUAGUAUUUUAACUAUAAUUAUUUGAUAAAACACCCUUUCUUACAGCAUAUAUGCCAUGAAAGGUAUAUUCCUUAACAGCGACUGUUGUUGUAGGUAAAUUUACAAACCCAUUUAUGAUGGAAUCUGGAGUUCGACAGGGAUGCCUGCUCUCACCAUUCCUCUUUCCGUUAUGAGAGAAACAACACUGGAUGGGAAAAUGGAAUCCAGUGGACAUAUUUAAGACAGUUGUAGUAUCUAGACCAAUUCAGGUGAAAACAACAAAACUUGACUCUGAAUCUCAGCAAGUUGGACUUAAAGAGAAAACCAAGACCUUAAGAAUAAAUACAUCGGAUGAUGGGGUCAUUUGGAUUAACUUGAGAGAAGCGUCUCUUGAAGAAGUUAAAACUUUUACAUACCAGAGAAGCAUCAUAAAUAAAAAUUGGAGGGACAGAUGAUGACAUAAAGGCUAGGGUCCAAAAGGCAGUUUCAUUGCCCUGCGAAACAUCUGGAACUCUAGUGAAAUACUGACAAAAACAAGGUAUAAAAUAUUUAACUCAAAUGUCAAUGCACUUCUUCUGUAUGGCUGUGAAACUUGGAGACAACAAAAACAAACAUUAAAAAAGUUCAGGUUUUUAUAAACAGAUACUUGCAAAGGAUCCUCAAAAGAAGAUGGUUUGAGAAAAUUUGUAACACUGCCCUUUGGGAGAAAACAUCAAAUGUUCCAGUGGGAAAAUAAGAUACAAAAGAGAAAAGGGAGAUGGAUAGUACACACAUUAAGGAAACCAAACACUAUCAUCAUUGGAAUCCUUAAGGUACCAGAAAAAGAGAAAGACCUAGAGUCACGUGGAAGAGGCGUUUAGAGGCAGAAGUGAAGAGAAAGAAUUUAAGUUGGGCUGAACUAACAAAGAUAGCCCAGGAUAUGGACAGAUGGAAAAGUAUUGUGGAUGGCCUAUGUUCCAUUGGGAGUGAGAAAGGCUAAGAAAAAGACUGUUGUUGGCGAUCAGUGACCUUUUUGUCAGUGGUAAGGAUAAAAAAUCAAAGAGACUCCAGCCUAGUUAGCUUCAUGUGGGAGGUAUGAAGCGGUUUCUAUUAAAACUUAACAUGCUAUUCUGACGCAGUGAGGCAGGUGACUAACUCCUUAAAACUCUUUUGGCUAGUCAAACUAUUUACAUUUAUUUUUCUUGCCAAAACCAUUGGUGGCUUAGUUGAGAAAUUACUACAGCUGUGAUCCACAAAGCUAUGUAGUUGAUGCAACAAAUUCUUAUGAAAAGUUAUCAUUAACUCUUAUAUGAUGCAAUGCUAGCAACACCUAAGUUGCAUUGACAUAAAGUUAUGUCACUGAGUAACUAAAAUGCUGUUUGCAAGGCACCUAAAAAGUUGUCUCAAACAUGGUUUGGUACCUUGUUUUUCUAUCUCUGGUUAUAAAAAGAACAAAAUUGCAAGUGUAAUAAAAAAAAUUCUAGGUUACAAUUGACUACAGUUACCUCUUACAUUCAAAGCAUUUGUGUUAAAAUUUGAUGCUUAAAGUCUAUUGAUCCAUUCAUAGUGACCUUUGCUAAGUACAAAUUAUUCACAAAUUCAUUAAAUCUUUUUAGACUUAGUGUAUUCUUAACACUAGCAAUAAGCUAAAUACCAGUAAAUGCGUUUGCGAAUAUAGUGUGUUUCAACUUCUAGAUUAUUUCCUCUCAGGGUUGAUAUUCAUUUGAACAAAAUUACAUUAAAUUGAUUUAAAACGGAUUAAUUUAAUUUAUUAAUUUUUUAAUUGAUUUUUUUCCCAUCUUUUUAAAAAGGAUUUAUUUUUUUAAAGCAUAUUAAUGUUUAUAAAGAUCUAGUUAAUAGCUUUUAAAUCAAGUUUUUGGAUUUAAAUUGCAUUUUUUAAAUUUAUUUAAAUUGGCCUUUUUCUUGGAUUUAAAUCAUUUAUAUUUUUUCCCCUCUAAUUUUUUUAAAAAAGAAUUUCUUUAGAUUUUGAAGUCUAAUGUAAUGUAAUUUUAAUGCACUUGAUGGUACUUAACAAUUUUUUAAUUAUAAAUUGAAUUUUAAAAUAAAAUUGGAUUUUAAAAAAGUUUUAAUCAGAUUUUCUCAAUUGAAGUUUUUUUAUUUUGUGUUAAAAAAAAACAAAAAAAUCAUUUCGUUAGUAUUUUGUAAUAUAAUAAUAUUUAUAUUGAAUAAUUUAUAUUAACUUAAUGUUAUUAAUAUUAUUUAAAUCCGUUCAUUGUAAAAUAAUAUAAGAAAAAUUAAUAAAAUCUAAAUUAAAUCUAAUUGAAAGGAUUUUCAUACUUUUUUUUAUAACUGAAAUUCUCAUUAUAUUCUAAUAAAAAUGAUUAUGAAAUUAUCAAAUAAAUAACUAAAGAAAAAUGGUUUUAAAACUUAUAAUGGAUAGUCAUGAUAGAGUCUCAAUACCAUAGUCUCAUAUAUAUAUAUAUAUAUAUAUAUAUAUAUAUAUAUAUAUAUAUAUAUAUAUAUAUAUAUAUAUAAAUAUAAAUAAAAGAAAUUCAAUUCAGUUUCACACUUUUAUAUGAUCAAUAUCAAUGUCAUAAUAUUGUAAUUUGUCAGUGACAUUUGAUUCCAACAAAGCCUUCUGAAUAAAUAAUUUAAAUAGAAAAAAAAAUUUAAUCGAAUAUAAAUGAAAUUUAUUAUUAUAAAUUUUGCUAUCACAAUUAGAUAUUAAGAAAUAAUAUAUUAUUUGACUAAUAAAUACAUAAAAACAAACAAAAUUUAUUUUUAGCAAGUGCCUUUAAAUAUAAAUAGUUAAUUAGAUAGAUAAAUAUAAAUUAAAAUUAUGUUUUAAAUCAAAUCAACCCUGUUUCCUUUACUUAAUGCUGUUUUACAAGCUGAAGGAGAACAUGUGUUAAGAUGAUAUGUCAUGUUCUUUUUUAUUUUUUCAACUGUCCAGCUAGGAGCUUUCAAUUUAAAAUUUGUUGAGCUUAAGAAAGUGAUGUUAUAUCUCUACUUUUGCUGAUCUUGGCUCAAGUCUAGUGCUUCUUUCCCCCCUUUCCUCUUCCUCCUUUCCCUCAUAAUUAAUUUUUAAAAUCCGGAAAACCCCAGUCAUUUAAUUGAAUGUUACGAAUCUGGUGUGUUACUGGGUUAAAGUUUAAAUAUAAUUUCAGUUCAUUGGUUCAGCUUUUUUUCAUACCAUAUAGUCUGGUUGUAUAGUCAUCAAGGGCUCUAGCAUUUAAUCGGUUUUUACUAUUCCUAAUAUUAUUAAAUUUUGGGGCUUGAUAAGACUAUAAUUUAUUUAUGCUCAUCUUUAAUCCUGAUGUCUUCGUAUUGAUUAAUUUUAAAAACCAAUUUCAGAAAUACAGCUAUUGAAAAAAAGUAUGUCUUGGUCAUAUUUCUGCAACUUAAACUAAGAAUGAAUGGAAAAUAAAUUCUUUAUUGCAACUAAUAUUGGCAAAAUAUAUGGAUCUUAGUCUGGGGUGGGCAACUUAAUUGCCUAUAUUUGGUAAAAAUAUGAUUUAAUAGCUUAUUUCUUCAAUUAAUUUCUUGUAUUAGUAGUAUUUCAUGAUUUAUAUGCAACAGUUGCGAAAUUUAGAAAAAGGUUUUCCACCAAGGAUUCAGAUAAAUAAUAUCAAACUAAAAGUCACUCCUAAUCUCCAAAGCAAGUAUGAAGUAAAUAUUUGUUACAGCCCUAUGGAUAGCUGUAUAUUCAUUGUAAUAGAGCAUAAUCGUAGCAGUAAGUUGUUGCUGUCCAUUUCUGACAGAGUCUUGAUCUUCAGAAAUUAUUUUUAACCGUUUUUUUUUAUUAACUACACACUAUAGUGAUUAAAAUUCUUUGACAAUCCAUUAUUUAGAAAAAUAUUGGUGAAGUGCGGUGCCCCGGCUAAAUAUUAUGGUUUGAUUGUGAAUCAAGGUAAAAUCUAACUUUGAAUAUCCCAAUUUUAAACUUGUUUAUGCCCUCAAAAUUCUUUUUGAAAUAGAUUUUCAUUGUUUUUCAGAAUGAUGAGCUCUCUUUGCGUACCAUGGCCCAGCAAGCGAUUGCAAAUAGUGAAUUGGAAAAAACACUGCCUUCAUCUCAUACACCUGUUGAAUCCUCUAGUAAGUAUUUCUCAAUGAGUUAUGAUUGAUUUGUUACAUUAUAACAAAAAUCUUUGAGAUAAAUAUUGUAUGCCUAAAGCAUUUAAACAAUCUUUUUUCUAUUUUUUUUUUUAAAAUUGAUAAAAAGUUGUCGUCAUGUGUAUUUAUAUUUAACGUUUGACAAAAUUAUAUUUCAGGUGUGUAUAAUAAUUCAUCACAAGCUCCUUCACAGCCCAUCACUCCACUAUCAUCUGAGCAGUGUUCAGUUAGUUUGUCGGAACAGCAGCUUUCAACGCAAUUGCCGCAGCAGCAGCAAAUGCCUCAAGCCCCACUGACAAAUACUAUCCACCUGAAUCCUUUAUUAGGUAUGGCACCACUCGGCCCAGUCCAGCUCGCUAAAGAACAGCACUAUCAAUCAGCAAUGGUGGAAGCAGCUUUCCACCAUCUUCCACACCCCUCAGACUCUGAACGAAUGAGGUAUUUAUGUUAACUUGUAGCUUUUUUAUUCUACCUUUUUAAAUCAAUUUUUUUAAAGCUCACUGGUUUAUAUGAAGUAACUAAUUAUUGAUAACUGCAUUAAUAAAAACAGACUCAACACAAUGUAGUAAGCAAUGUGUUGUGCACAGUAAACAUAAAAUGUUAGGUACUGAUUAUUACAUUAGAACUACAUUAUUUUAUUAUAAAGAUUUUCUCUUGGGAAGUAGAAAAUAUUUCAUGAAAUGGUGUUGAUAAUUUACCACUAUUUUAAUUUUUCUUCAAUUAUUUGCAGACACUUCUUGCCCCGCAAUCCAUGUUUGACGGCAUCCUACUACCCGUCAGCUUCAUUUCCUCAUGCAGAUACUGUUGAGUUUUAUCAGCGGUGUGGCACAGAAACGCUUUUCUUCAUAUUUUAUUAUAUGGAGGUUUGUAUAUUUUUUUAAACUGGUUAAUGAUAGAUAUUUAAAGAUCUGAGCUCUAUUGCAUAGGAAAUUGUUAUGCUGGUACUGAAUUUUAACCCAUGAACUGUGGUCAGCCAAAAAAUUCUGCUGAUGUUCUCGUUCUGUACUAUGUGGGCAGAAAAAAUUGACCGAUAAAAAACACAGUCCGAUAGCAACUCCCAAUCCAAUAUUUAACCGGAAUUAUAGCCACUUCCUUUAUUAAUAAUUAAAUCAUCUUCCGGGUCAAGCUGUUUGUUGAUAACUUAACAAUAGGCACUUUUUAAUGGAAAUUUUAUAUCACUGUUUUUUUUUAAAGAUAAAAUGGCUGAAGCUAUGGCUGGGCCUUCAGCACGAGAACUGAUGUAAAUAUUUUUUAAAGCUUUUUAGAGAGGAAUUAAGUGAUAGUGAUGAUGAUUUCAACAAUGCCAUUGACGAUCUCAGUUCAGAUUCUUCUUCUAGUGAAUCUGAUACUAGUCUUAGUGAUAAUGAAGUACUGUCUUACAAACAUAUAGUCCAUUCAAUUAUCUUUCAUUUGAUUCCAAAUUCUGUCUUACAAACCCUACAAUAAUUUUAAAAUAAUUUUUAAUAAACCCAAACUCUCACUUCUUGGGCCCUGAUCUGAAUAACCGCAGCCUAGUCAAUUUUUUGUUUCUUGAGCACUCCAAGGUCAAGGACACUGAAAAAAAAUUUUUUUUUACUGUGGGCAAUAUACCCAAUUUUAUCCCCACCAUUUACCUUUCUAAAAAUAUAUACUUAUGGGAGUCUUGUAUCAAUAUUUCUGUCAUUUAAUGCUACUCUAAAGGCACUCAAAAAGCUCUGAAAAGCUGCCAAACUACAAAAUGAUCUAUGCCACAGUUCGUGGGUUAAAUAAAGUACAAGCCAUAUUUUUUUCUUUUAAUUUUAUUUCAGGGAACAAAAGCUCAAUACUUGGCAGCAAAAGCAUUGAAGAAACAGUCCUGGAGGUUUCAUACAAAAUAUAUGAUGUGGUUUCAGCGACAUGAAGAGCCAAAGCAAAUUACUGAAGAGUUUGAAAUGGUAACCAACUGUUCAACUGUCUGAAUAAUAUUUUAUUUUAUCAAAUUGAUAGUUAACAUCUAUGAUAGGCUUACACUUUUUUUAUUUAUACUGGUAAAACAUUUUACAAAUUUCACUGGAUGUUCUCUAGCCCAUAGAUGCUGUACAAUUUUUACAAAAUCAUCUAAAAAUUAACUAUACCACAAUGUUUUGUGAUGCACAUCUUUUUUUAAAACUCCCUUGUAUAACCGGGAACAAUGUAAGGUACUAAGUGGUUCAUGUACAAAAAACAGAAAUUGAUGCCUAACAAUUAAAUAAAAUUAAUGUCAAGCUUGUUCGGCAGACAGCUUAAAUUAAUUUUGUAAAAAAAAAAAUAUUUUGGUGCAAGUUUUCAUUUUCUAAUAUAAUGGAAUAUUUUUAAAAAAUUAAAUGUUUUUUGAAUUUAUUUCUUUUGAGUCCUAUGGUAUAUUAAAUGAUGUGAUUGUUAAAUAUGAUCCCCCUUCAUUUUUCUCAAAGAACUAAAGCCAAAAAUGAAAUUGUUUUCUUUUGCUUGGCCAAAGUACACAUUUGAAAAAGAGGUUGUUACAUUGAAUAGUUGACUUACAUAUUUAAUAGUAUAUAAAAUAUUUCUGAAAUAUACAAAAUUUGCAGUAUUUAUAGCCCUUUGAUGCUGUUUUCCACUGAUUAUUCACAUUUAAUGGACUCUUAACCCACAAACUGUGGCAUGCAUCAUUCUGUGGUGGGGAGCUUUUCAGAGUGUUUUGAGUGCCAUUUGAAAUUGCAUUAAAUGACAUAGAAAUAUUGAUACAAGACCCCUAUAAGUAUCUAUUUUUAGAAAGGUAAAUGGGUGGGGAUAAAGUUGACCAUAUUGCCCACCCCGUAAAGAAAUUUUGCUCAGUGUCCUUGACCUUGGAGUUCUCAAGGAAAAAAAAUUGACCAAAUGUCUUGCUUUCAAGUGCUCAUAACAUCAUUAAUUUUUAUAGAUACACUUAAAACACAAAUCUAAAUUUUGUAACCAAUUCAUUUAUCUUUAAGAAAAUGUAUAGUUUGCUAAGGUUUUGAUUGCAAUUAAACCUCUGAAAGCAAUAAUAGUAAUUUUAGGUCAUUUUUAUAAGAAACGGGUACCACUGCUAAAACCAAGUACAAAAUACGAAAUCUCAGGCAAAAUAGUUAUUUUUUACUAUAACAUUUAAAAAGGAACUGUGGAACUGAUUUGGGUUGUUUAACUAUAAAAUUUAUUAGUUCUGAACUAUAAUCUGUAGCUUCUGUGACUAAAAUUCAGUCACUCCUUGUCCAACCUCCGGGCCUGGCUUGAAGUCUGACAGCAGCCUCAGUAGGCCUACUUCAGUAUCACUAAGACUAGUAUAAAAUUCACGAGAAGUAUAAUCUUAACUGAUAUCGUCAUGGGGAAUGUUAAAAUCAUCAUCAGUAUCACUUAAAACAUCUCCUAAAAAGCUUUCAAACAUAUUUCUAUUAGUUCUUGCCUUGAAGGCCCAGCCAUGGCUUUAACCAUUUUAGCUUUUAAAAAAACAGCGAUAUAAAACUCUGAUUAAAAAGUAUUUAUUUUCAAGUUAUCACGAAACAGCUUGAACCGGAAGAUGAUUUAAUUAUUAAUAAAAGGAUGUGGCUAUAAUUCCGGUUAAAUAUUGGAUUGGAAGUUGCUAUUGGGCAGUGUUUUUUAUUGGCCGAUUUUUUGGCCGCCACUGUACAGAACGAGAAAGUCGGCCGAUUUUUUCAGCCAACCACAGUUCGUGGGUUAAUUUAGAAAAAAAAAAAAGACAAUGAAAUAUAACAGUUUUAUUACAAAUAAUGCUAAAAUAAUUUGGCUUUAAAUUCCCCUUACAGUGUAAGUAGAUUAAUCUUAUAUGAAUAAAGUUAAAUAUUGGAUUUGAAGUUGCUAUUUGGCAGUGUUUUUUAUUGGCCGAUUUUUUGGCCGCCACUGUACAGAACGAGAAAGUCGGCCGAUUUUUUCAGCCAACCACAGUUCGUGGGUUAAUUUAAAAAAAAAAAAAAAAGACAAUGAAAUAUAACAGUUUUAUUACAAAUCAUGCUAAAAUAGUUUGGCUUUAAAUUCCCCUUACAGUGUAAGUAGCUUAAUCUUAUAUGAAUAACUUGUUAUCAAUAACGUUUUGUAAAUUUAUUAAUCCUUUAAUAUGAAAAAUUAUUAUUUUAUAAAUAACAGCUGAAAAAUGGGAUUUAAUCAAAACCGUGAAGUAAAGGUAAGAAAUGUGUUGACUCAAUUUUUAAAUGUUAUUUUCUUGACUCUCCCCAGGGCACAUAUAUCUACUUUGACUAUGAGAAGUGGGGCCAAAAGAAGAAAGAGGGUUUUACAUUUGAGUAUAGAUAUUUGGAAGAUAGAGACUUGAACUAGUUGAGUGUACCAAUCUGUUGAGUCCAUUACUCUGUCCAUCACUUUCGUCUUACAUCAGAGCUUGUGAUAAAAAAGGGGGCUAUAACUGCAGGAAAACAAUCCAGGCACUGUCAUGCAAAACCGUUUUGAUCCCACAUGACAACUACACUUACAAGUAUUCAGCUUUGCAGCUAAAUGGAUCUCAAACGUGUGCGAGUGCUACUCACAUCUCUCAUCCUCUCUCUCAUGAACGACCUGCAUGGCAUCACAGGAAAUGGAGCUGACUAGCUGUUAUCCACCUGCAGUUUCAGUGGGGCCGUCCAAAGAACAAAGUUUUCUAACCCACGGUGUACAUAAAACCCAGCAUUUAACAAACACUUAGCUUCCUCAACAAGUUACUGGUAAAUUAAAGCAAGCCUCUCAGCCAACUCACUACGGACCAUAGCAUGUCUGAGGCCAGGCAAAGUAAGAGAUCUCAUGGCAUUGGAAAUCAACCCCAUAAUAGUGUUAAGAAUGAAAGACACCUGUAAUCCCUCUUCGCUGGCUGUGCAAUCGUAUUUUCACGGAGUAUAAGGAUUAGCUGUGAUCUGGUUAUUGUUAAAAUUAAUUUUUGUCGAGAUUAUUUUGAAGGGGGCGUAUUUUUUACUACCACAUUAAAAAGAGCACUCAGAUUCUUUAGCCUGUUGCACCAUAAAUUUCCGCUAAAGUUCAAAAUGGUUUACAAUGCAAUAUUUUUGUAUACUGUUAUUUUUGUAAUCAUACCAUGUCUUUCGGCUGGUUAUGUAGGAGCAAUGGGCUUAUUGAAGACUGAAUUACUUUUGUGGUAAAGAUCUAGACAUAAAAAAACUAAGGUUUUGUUCAGUUUUUUUUCUUUAGAAAUUCUUGACAAACUACCAGCCCUUGCUUCAACUGUUAAAUCAUUUCAUAUAUUUUUUCAAAUACAAACUUUAUUCUAAGCUAAAGUUACAAUUUUUACUCUUUUUUUUCCAAAAAAAGGUCUUAAAAACAAAAUUGUUUUAAAAGUUCCAUAAAGUAGAUAUUCCUGAAGUACCGGUAUUCAAUAGCAUACUUGGCUUAUGAUGGUAGUUUAAGGCACAAACUUUGUGAAUAUGUGUCAAAAUUCUCCAUAACAAUAAGAUCCUUGUCCUUCCUUCUCUGGCCUUGUGAUAAGGAAGCAAAGUGAUGGUGCACCAUUUGCCUCUGUGCCUGACUCCCAAAAGCCUAGGCUUAUUUUUUGUUUUUUUAGCUUGUUUUCAGUUAUCAGCAGUAUUUUCAAAAAAUGUAUUCGCAUCCAUUAAAAAAUAGCAUUCCAAAGUCAAAAGCUCCACGCUCUCUGGUUUGUAACAGAAGCAACAAGAAAAAUUUGAAACACCCUUCGUUUAAAGCCUGAUCUGAAAUUUGAAAUGAGAUUCAAGCUUUUUAACCUGAGUUAGGCUGAUCUAGGUAAGGAUCAACUCUUCAGAAAACUCUCUUUAAUCAAAAGAAUUUCUGCUUUAUGGCAUUGGGUGUGACAGGCGUCCAUUUAUAAGUUAAAUUUCACAAGCAUUUCAGAAUAAUGUUGGCCAACCGUUGUCGCUCCCCUUCCCUUGCUUAGUUCAUGUUCCAUCAUGUUUACCCAUCAUAUUUGACAUAUCUGCAGGAUGGCAGGUCAGCACAUGUCCUGUUGUGUUGUGUGGGUUGGUUGGUUCUUUUUCUUUUUUUUUCUUGUUAACAGUAAUGAGGAUCGUGAUUGUUGUGCUCGCUGGAGAAUGCAUGAAAACUGGUCUUGUGUGGUCAUGCUUGCUGUGUGUGCUGCUGUGAUGUAUAGUGUGCUGUUGGUCAAAGGAGGGUUUACUGUACAUAAAGAUGUGUAUGUGUGUUUCCUGUCCCCUGCAUACUUGUGUAUAUCCAUGCAUUUCAAUAGUGGUCAUUUAUUAUCAUUUCAGGUUGAAUAACAACCAAAUUAUUCUAAUUCAGAGUAAAUGUACUUAAAAAUUGUUUCUGAAGUGGAAUGUUGGAAGCUUUGGCAGGCCCAAGUUCACAACUUUUUUUUUUUUUAAUCUUUAAUUUUUUAUUUGUGCAAGCAUUAAUCAUCUUUAAGAGUUAUCUAAACUGAUAAUUAAAUAUAGUUUUGGUUGUUGUUUUUUUAAAAUGUUGUUUAUACACAAGUAAACAAGGUAUAGUUAAAAGAACGUACGAAAGGAUUGAGAGAAUAGGUGAUGUUGAGUCGGGAGCUCUGUUGUAUGAAGGGGAAGAGUUUGUGCAUAGGAAAGAGCAUAUGGAUCUUAAAAGUUCUGGUGCACAUACAGCUAAAUGAUGUCUUUAUUUUUGUACUGCUUGUCUCGCCUGUUAGUAUGCAAGUAGUGGUCACUGGAGUCUUUUUUUUUUCCAUUUUUUGUAUAUAAGGUGACUAUGGGGACUAUUGCUGCUUGCUAAUGGGUGUUGGUGAGGUGCAAAACAAAUCUUUUAAAACUAAAAAAUAAAUGAUGAAAAAAAAAUGUCUACAGUACAAACUA
Molecule: messenger RNA, 26583 nt
Organism: Lymnaea stagnalis (great pond snail)
Lineage: Eukaryota; Metazoa; Mollusca; Gastropoda; Lymnaeidae
Source: the annotation of a GenBank genome assembly